AUGUUGCAGGCAUUCACAUCUGUGUUCCUCAGGGCUGGGCUCUUGUGCCUCUGUUUGUCUUCAUUUGGCACAGCCAGUGACUCACGUACGACCACUUUUCCAACUCCUGGCCCGAAGCCGCCGAAUACACCUCCGCGAAGUUAUGGAAUGGUAUUGUUUCGAGACUUUGAGCCUCUUGAUGUUUUUGGCCCGUUGGAAGCACUGUAUCGUCUCGCAAGCCUUCACAAGCUGGACCUGUACCUUAUCUCCGAAACCAUGGAUGCAGUGACAACAGAGCCGGGGUUAGCUGCAAUGAACCCUCACAAUUCCAGCUUCUUUCCGAAGAUUUUGCCAACCCAUACUUUUGACGACGCUCCUAUCCCUGAUGUCAUGAUUGUUCCUGGUGGCAUAGGCACCAGGUCCCCCUCGUUGAAUCGCACAAUCGAGUACAUUGCUGAGACAUACCCCAAGCUCCACUACUUGUUAACAGUCUGCACGGGAGCUGGCUUGGCGGCCAAAUCUGGCGUACUCGACAGUAAACACGCAACAACAAAUAAAGCGGCAUGGAACACUAUCGUGGCGUGGCGCCCACAAGUGAAUUGGGUGCCACAUGCCCGGUGGGUUGUCGAUGGCAAUAUUUGGACCUCGUCUGGAAUUUCCGCUGGCAUUGAUGCCACUAUGGCUUUCAUUGAAUACGCAUAUGGCAAGGACGAUGCCACGACGGUCGGCAACAUUAUGGAAUAUGAGCGACACGAGGAUCCAGACUGGGACCCUUUUUCUGAGGUUUUUCAUGUUCCUGGUGCAUAG
This is a messenger RNA of Aspergillus tanneri, 786 nucleotides long. Its product is annotated as DJ-1/PfpI family protein. NCBI's taxonomy places the organism in Eukaryota, Fungi, Ascomycota, Eurotiomycetes, Eurotiales, Aspergillaceae. The transcript has a single exon. The record is from RefSeq and is a predicted model, not a curated record. Bases 1 to 786 code for a protein of 261 amino acids.